Acanthoscelides obtectus is the source of this 732-nucleotide messenger RNA. NCBI's taxonomy places the organism in Eukaryota, Metazoa, Arthropoda, Insecta, Coleoptera, Chrysomelidae. The record is from the annotation of a GenBank genome assembly.
AUGGCAGGAACAGGAGUUCCGCCAAUCAAUAUCGAGGGCACCGCUGAUUGGUCAUCCUUGAGUAGGAUGAUGAACAGCAAGGGGAUUCAAUUCUCCAAAGCGACGACGGCGGGUACCAGUGUGAAGGUAUUCACAAAUACACCAGCUGACUACCGUCAGCUAGUCGCACUGCUGGAAUCCAUCAAGCGGCCCUUCUUCACAUAUCAACUGAAGGAGGACAGGAUGGACCAGAGGGUCAUUCGUGGGCUACCCAGAGAGAUGUCAGUCAAUGACAUCAAAGAGGAUCUAGUGAGCCAAGGCAUCGCAGACGCCGAGGUUCAGCAGAUGACCUCAAGGACCACAAAGAAGCCACUUCCGCUCUUCCUCGUCAAGACGAAGAUGCCGGAAAAGCUUGCAGAGAUCCAGAGGCUGGCCAUGCUCACGGUCGGCUUCGAGAGGAAGAAAAAGUCUUCCGAGCCCAGCCAAUGUUACCGCUGCCAGCGGUACGGGCACACACAGCGGAACUGUCGUCUCGCUGAACGGUGCGUUAAGUGUGGAGAGGACCACAACAGCACCAGCUGCAGUCUGCCAGCGCCGCCAUCAGGGCAACGAAACGCCAAAAAUGACACAAAAAGAUUUUAUCGUAUAAUCAAUAUGAAAGAUUCUAUCACACCACCAGACCCACGAGGAGUAGAGAGUUUCCGGAAAGAUAUCCUCGAAAAUGACGUCCAAUGUAAUAACGAAGCAAAGUGA